CCCGCCUCCUGCGCUCUCCCCUCGGUCUGGCUCUGUCAACCACUCGGCUGUUGUGCAGCCAUUUUACCCUGGAACGGCGAGGCAGAGGCGGCCAGUGGAUGCCUACACAUUGCCGCUAAGAGCUGAUGAAGAUGUCGGUGGAGGUGCGAGGUCCUCUGGUCAGUCGACCCGUAGCCUUCACCAAUGAGGAGCAGAGGGUGAUCCACUCCUGGUCGCGGGUCUCUUCAGCGGGACACGAUGUCAUCCUGGACGCGCUCCACAUCCUCAGCCCCAAAUCCAGGGACCUCUCCAACACAGACCAGCUGCUCAGCUUCCUCCAGGAGUUGCGCGAUGAGGGUCACAGACCCACCAUCCUACGGAGCAAAGACGUUUACCAAUACCGCUCCUGCAUGACCCUGCCUCUCACGGAGAGCAUGCUCAAACAGGCCAAUAAGAAUGCCAGACAGGCCGCCAAAAAAAAGAAGAAACCACCUAAAAAGAGGGAGGUGCAUCCGUCGUGGAGUUGUGAUCGGAGCCGGCCCAGGAUCAAGGGAGUGCGUCCCCCGGAGCCCAGACUGAACUCCAGGCCAGUAUUUGUCUUGAGCAGACCCUCUGUGCGAACCCAGGACCCCCCAGUGCAGCCCUGUCUCCUCCUCACAAACAUCCAGGGCCAGUCGGGUUACCACACGGCUCGGCUCCAGAUCCAACCCACCUUUAGCCCUGCUGUUAAACCCGCUGCCGGACUUCCCCCGCUCUCCCCUGUGCCUCCCCCCUCCGGACUGCCCUCGCAAUUCCCCCUGCAGAACGGUGUGGUGGCCCUGUUUAGUCAAAAAACGCAGUCAUGUCCUGCCUCGAGGUCAGAUGGCGCUCUAAUCGGGGACUCUGCACCGGUUUUUGACGCACAGACUCAGCUUCAAACACGGAGCAACCAGUGGCACCCGCCCCGCCGAAGCCCAAAAGAGACACGAAAUGGCUGGAAGGAGAAGGACAGGAGGAGCCUUCAAGCCAAAGCUAUAAAAGUGGAUGAAUCGCGAUCAGUCACAGAGGCGAGGUUAAAGGCCCAAAAGAUCAUGCAGGUGAACUUGUCACCUGUGAUAAAAAUCCAACCAUUUCACCGCAUCCUCAGAGACUUCCGGUACCAGAUCAAAUGAGAUCCAUCAUACUAAAACUUGAGUAGGUUUUAAUAAAGCUUUUCCACUGCAUAGUUGUCAUUUUUGGCUUACCUUAUUUUGUGUUUUGGUCUACAGCAGACUGAAUUGAAUUUUGAGUUUUCAAACUAAAAUCCAUGGGUCAAAGACUCGAUUAAUUACUCGAAUAAUUAUUUAAGAUUAUCUCCAUUAAUUGUUAGAUUUUAGGUUAGCUGUGUAUAUUUAGUUUUCAUAAUUAUUCACUUUAUGAACCUAUUUUGUCCAAACAGCUUGACAGUGUAUGCCAAGUGUUCACUUUUGUUCUAUUCUUAUUCAGUGCAAUGUUUCUGAUUGUAGCGCAAAAUGUAGUGCCUGGGUUGUCAACUGGUGCAUGGGGAUCUGAAAAUCACUGGUCGUAAAGGGAUAAGGUUUGGGCCACAUUGACCCCAGUAGAGAAUGACAAACUUGCAUCAUCUGCCUUUUUAACUUAUUGCCUCAACUUCUGUUUUUUGGAUGAAUUGCCUGUCUUUGGUUUUAUUUUAGGUUUUUUGUGCAUUUCGCUCAAAAAUAACAAACAUUAAAAUCUUUGUUCUUUUGCUCAUAUAUUUCUGUAUUUCUGAUUAGUUUUGGACUCACUCUACAUUUCUAUAAUAUUAAAAAAUGGAAAAUUAAUUAAAAAUGUAUAUUUAUUUGGCUAGGAAAAGGGGUGAGAGUCAAAUUCAAGAAACCAAACAGUCUCAUAAUGUUUUAUUUGGUAUGUUGGAAAGGAACAGACAUUGAAAUGGAAAGCUACAGAAAUUAACCCUGGACUCUCAAAUUGUCAAGACAUUUCACCCAUACAUGAAAAGUACAGUUUUACUAAUAGUAUUUAUGUAGAUGAAUUGGCUAAUUGGCUGGUUAUAAACUCACAUGUAGUAACAAUUAUGUUAAUUGGGUUAAUGUUCAUUAGCAUGUGUCAAUGAAAAUACAUGGCUGGCUUUGAGAUUACAAAUUUUUGCAUAUAUUUCUGCCAACUCAACAGAAUUUAAAAUUCUCUUGAGAUCAAUGCUCUGUCCUUGCUAGGUUUCAUGUGGAGAGGUAGCCAGACAUAUAAUUAGCUUUUAUUAACAUCUUAAUGGGAAUAGGUUAUCGACGGGAUUGUGAAAUUAUGUAGAUCGUGUUGAGAUUCAAUUUGUGCACGAGUUUCAGAGUGAUGAAAAAUUACCAUAGGAAUUAAAGUAUUCUUUUGAAUGGUCAAAAAGUCCUGAAUACCUCCCAUUAAACAAGAAACCCAUGACUUUGAGAUGACUACUGGUGCAUUCAUACUUGUGUCCUGGUUUAAGCUAGGUUAAGUCCUAAUGUAGACCUGGUCGUGGUGUAGGUCUGUAGUUAAGUAUCCAUUUACCAAAUGAGAAUAAACUAAAUUUAUCCCAAAAGUGCAAAGAAGCACAAAGUUGAACUGUUUAUCCCUGAACUAAAUGAUAUUUAAGUGUGUGUACAUUAAUUAGUUUUUAGUGCCAUGGAAUUGGUCUGUCUACAGUCCACGAAUGGUACCAGAUUGUUUUAUUUACUUGCAAACCUGAUCUAGAUUUUCUGUACUGUGUUUGUCAAUAUGUAAGCCAGAGUUGACCGAAUGCAGUGGGAAAGUCAAAUUAACUUUGUUGUCUUAAUUUUAAUGUUUGUUUUAUUUUAUUUUUUUCAUAGCAGUAUGUUUUCUUUGGGGCUAAACAGGCAUCAGUGACAAUUAUAUUUCCGCAACAUCUUGUCUGUCAUAAUUUUAUUCAUUGAUCUGAAAUAAAAUGUACACUGUGAUUUGAGGGCCCAUGAUGAGUCUGUCAUAUUUUGAAUCUGGUUUACUCUGAUUGUUAAGUACAGAAGUAGUCAUUUGUAUAUAAAGAUGGACAGUCACUUUCUAACUUCAAACUCCGAUAAUCAUGGUAACUUUUAAGUGUAACUCUUUUGGGUUGCCAUUCCCUCAUAAGAUUUUAAGCCAGGUGCCCUUCCUGUGGUGAGCAGCUAGUACAUGCAGUGAAUUGUAGGGAUGGGGCGAGACAGCUACGAGAUUUGAUGUUAGAGAAUGAGAUGAGAUGAGAUUUAGACAUAUUUUUAUAAACAAACUGUGAGGUUAACUUCAGAUUUUUUAUGUUAUUGUAGGCCAGCUUUUUGAGACCACAGAUUCUCAAAAGGAGUUACUCAGCAAAGUUGACCCUUUUUUCCCCCAAAGCCAAUAUAAAACAAUGGGGAAAAAUAAAUCUUACAAGAUAAAUUUUCUCAUGUGUGCACCAUCUUGUGGCAGUUUUAUCUCACAAGAUCUUGUCACAUACCUAUAGUGAUUAGAGUGAGCAAUGUGGAUGAAGCAUCUUGUCCAUGGGCACAACAAAAUAUGCUGAGGCUGAGGCUUUAUGAGGUUUAAUUUAAAGACAUUGCUAAUGUUGGUUCCACUGUCCAUCUUUAUGUACUAGAGUGUCGAUUCAGAUAAGCCCUCAUGAUAGUUCAGUGUAAAACGACUGAAUUAAGGGAGCUGUCUUCCGUUUUGUAUUUUGGGUUUCUACUGCAAAACUGGACUCUUCACAAAGUGUUCCUUUAGUCAUGUUUUAUUUUGUAUUAGGGAAUUUUGGGAAUCUUUCAUGCUGUCAGUAAAAAGGCUUUUGGGAUUUAUUCAUGACUAACCUGAAUACUAACGUGAUUUAAUAAUUUCAUAUAGAUUGUCUUUUUGAGUGUUAGAAAAACAAAUGCAACUUACUUCAAAACUUCCACAAGUUCAUUAUAUUAAAGGUGCACUAUGUGUAACUGAUGGGGAGUCUGCCACUUGCUUGUCUCCAUGGAGAUGUUGUUGUUUUGCCUGGAUUGUCCCAUAGCAUUGCAUUAAAAUUUUUAUCUUUCAUUUACUUUGAGAUUUUUUUUCUUUACUAUCUUGUCACCAGCAUCCGUGAAGCUAUGUGUGUCAUGCCAUUAAUGCUUAACUGUGGAACAUUCCAAGCAAAGCAUUAGCAUCUCCAUGGAGAGAAGCAGAACCCUUUACCAUCAAGUUACACAGCGCACCUUAAAGGCCAUAUAAAGGAAAAAAAAGCUUAACAAGAACAUAAAAUUAUAAACUUCAAUGUUAUUGUAUUAUAACAAGAACAAAGAUUAAAGUGAGUAUUUUAUAUGGCUUUUAUGCUUCCUAUGCAGUCACAUUUCCAUAAGAUUUAUAAAUAUUGACUUCUAAAUGAAUGUAUGAUAAUUCUGUCAUACCAACUGUAAAUUCAGCUGUUCUUUCCAUAAUUAUUCUGGUUAUAAUUUCAUUUCUUUCUGAGAUUACUUUUGAAAAUCUUUGUCUUCAACACCUAUGUUGAUCUUUGUUAUUUAAUUUUUAUUAUGAGGUUAAAGUUGCAUUCUAUUUAUAUCUUGAGUCGCAACAGUAUAUUUUAAUUAUUUGUCAUUUCUAAGUAAAUUAAACUGAACGAUAUUGUAAUUUAUUUAAUAAUUUCCUAAUUACAGAUCAAUAAUUUUAACUUUGGGCAUCACAAAAUCUUUUGACUUCAUAAUAUAGGCCUAAAUAUUGUACUAAAUUUAAAAAAAAAGGUCAAAUGAAAACUACUGUAACUUUGGUGCAUCUUUAGGUUUGUUUGUUAUAGUUUUUUUUCUCCUGGUAAAUUUCUCAAUAUCCUCUUGAUUAGAGAUGUGAGGUCUAGAUUUUUUCAACUUUUAGCUGCUGCUUUUCAGCUGAUCCAGCUCCAUUUUCUUUCCCUGAUCUUUUCUCCACUGUCUGUCACUGUGUUUCUGGGGUUAAAGGCCUGUUUCAGUAUCAUUCAUCCCUCACACUUUUUGCCUGGUGCCACACUUGUAUUAUAAUGUAUUUCCUAAAAUGUUUGAAAACUUUUGUUCAAUAAAAACUGAGAACUUUGA
Messenger RNA from Periophthalmus magnuspinnatus, 4973 nucleotides. It is a transcript of the gene ccdc71, whose product is annotated as coiled-coil domain containing 71. The record is from RefSeq and is a predicted model, not a curated record. Bases 126 to 1130 code for a protein of 334 amino acids. The transcript has 2 exons. NCBI's taxonomy places the organism in Eukaryota, Metazoa, Chordata, Actinopteri, Gobiiformes, Gobiidae.